AUGGAAGCCUUCCACUUUGCGACCACGACCGACCUCUCUGAGCUACCAGUGCACGUGAAAAUCGACCGGCUAGAUGGCCAUCAGAAGCCAAUUCCGUACUCUGUGCUGCUCAAGAGGCCGGACCUGAGACACCGGGCGUCAAACACAAACCCCCACUCUGAGCUGUACGUCACGGCCCAGAUCUGGGCAGACAGCAAGCCUCUCACCGUCGAUGUCCAGACCGCGUACAAGUCGUUCAAGAACGCUCGAAUAUGGGGCGAGUGGCUGCCGCUGCCCAUCACCUACGCGAGCCUUCCUGUAUCUGCCCAGCUCGCCAUCACUAUAUGGGACCUGUCACCCGCCGAAGACAAGGACUCAGACCGCCACGCGAUUCCCUUUGGGGGGACUACCAUACCCUUGUUCGACAAAGACAACACUCUGCACAACGGCCGCCAGCGCUGUAGGAUCCAUCGCUUCAAGGCCGCUGAUGGCCUGUCGAACACUACCACGCCGUGGGUAAUACCACCAGCGCGCAAGGGUAAAAAUGAUGCCCCGCAGGAACAUGCAGUGGACGAGCAGAUUGCGGAGAUGCAGAGACUGGAGGAACUGUUGAAAAAGCAGGAGAUGGGGGAUAUCCCAGAAACACAGUGGCUUGACAAACUGGUCUUCCGAAAGAUGGAGGAGAUCAAACAGAAAGCCAUCAAAGCCGAGCAUGCAGCUAUGAACGGCCGCAAGUCACGGCCGAAUGGACUCAACGGCCAUGGCGGCGAGGACGCCGAUGAUGACAUAUUCUAUCUAGACAUCGAGCUUCCGCGAUUCGAUCAUUCCAUCGUUUUCACCGAUAACGAGUAUCCGCCUCCCCCUGUUUCCGAUAUCAAGCUGCUUUCCGACUCCGAAAUACGACUGCGACCUCCUCCAGAAGUGUCCUUUGGUCCUGGAAUAGGCAACGAAGAUGCAGAAGCCGGCCGCCUCAUUCGCAUCUACGAUCCUGAGAUUGGACGACGCGCCAAUCCUGCAGAAGAUAAGCAUCGUGAGCUGAUGCGCAGCCAACAGACAGACUCCCUGGAUCGCGACAGGAAACCCAACGUACACGUUCGCGACAAGCUAUUCGGGCUACUCAACAGGGGUCCGCUUGACGAGAUCACCACGCAAGAACGCGAUGAGAUCUGGAAGUUUCGCUAUUUCCUGUCUACCAAGAAACGCGCCUUGACCAAGUUCGUCAAGUGUGUCAACUGGCAUAAUGAACGCGAAGCCCGUCAGGCUGCUCCCAUGCUAGACAAGUGGGCAGAAAUCGAUGUCGACGACGCAUUGGAGUUGCUGGGUUCUCAGUUUGACCAUCCCGUUGUGCGUAGCUAUGCCGUGGAACGUCUUAAGAAGGCAGACGACGAUGAGCUACAGCUAUAUCUAUUACAGCUGGUGCAGGCUCUUAAGUAUGAAGCGGCUGGCGAUGGCGACGACUCUUCGCUUGCGCGCUUCUUAGUUACACGUGCAGCUAACAGUCUAGCGUUGGGCAACUUUCUCUUCUGGUAUUUGGUAGUUGAAGUCAGUGACAGCAGCAACGAUCAAGCACCGGAACAUCGCGAAUUGUUUGCAAAGGUCGAGUAUGACUUCAUGACCGAACUUGAGACAACGCCCGAAGGCACAGAGAUACGCAGGACAUUCCGUCGCCAGGUUGAGCUUCUCACAGUGCUUGGAAAGCUAUCGAAAGAGGUGCGCUACGGAGGCGGCGACCGCCCAGCCAAGAUUACACGCCUCAAGAAAGCACUCGCAGACCCGAAGAAUGACCUUCUCAGCUUCGACCCUCUUCCACUCCCGCUCGAUCCAUCCGUGCUGAUAAACGGUAUCUACCCUGACGAUUGCAACGUGUUGAAAUCAUCUCUCCUGCCAAUAGUCCUCAACUUUAGAACGACGGCCAACGCAAAGUACCCAAUCAUCUUCAAAACUGGAGAUGACCUCCGGCAGGACCAGCUUGUAAUCCAAAUCAUCACCCUGAUGGACCAGCUGUUAAAGAAAGAAAACCUAGACCUCAAACUUACACCCUACCGCAUCCUCGCGACCUCCGCCUCUACCGGCGCAUUCCAGUUCAUACCCUCCAUGUCACUCGCAGCGGCCCUCCAAAAGCACAAAGGCAGCCUCCUCUCUUAUCUGCGCGCCAACAAUCCGGACGACGCCGCGCCCCUAGGUGUCCGCAAAGAAGCAAUGGACACCUACAUCAAGUCGUGUGCGGGCUACAGCGUGAUAACCUACCUCCUCGGCGUCGGCGACCGCCACCUCGACAACCUCCUUAUCUCGCCCUCGGGCGCCUUCUUCCACGUCGAUUUCGGCUACAUCCUCGGGCGCGACCCCAAGCCGUACGCCCCGCAGAUGAAAAUUGCACCCCAGAUGAUCGAGGGCAUGGGCGGGCCCGAGCACCCGAACUACCUCGCCUUCAAGGAAUACUGCUUCACGGCGUGGUCGACGCUGCGCAAGUCGAGCAAUCUUAUUCUGAACUUGUUCGCGCUGAUGAAGGAGGCGAAUAUUCCGGAUAUCAAGGUGGAGCGCGAAGGCAGCGUGAGGAAGGUCGAGCAGAGGAUGUGGCUGGGGAAGAGCGAUGGGGAUGCGGGGCGGGAGUUUGAGAAGCUGAUUGAGGAGAGUGUGAAUGAUCGGAUGGCGGGGGUCAUUGAUGCGGCGCAUGAUUGGAUGCAGUGGCUUAAGAAGUAG
Molecule: messenger RNA, 2679 nt
Organism: Paraphaeosphaeria sporulosa
Lineage: Eukaryota; Fungi; Ascomycota; Dothideomycetes; Pleosporales; Didymosphaeriaceae
Product: phosphatidylinositol 3-kinase-like protein
Exons: 3
Coding region: 1-2679 (892 amino acids)
Biological process (GO): autophagosome assembly; autophagy of peroxisome; phosphatidylinositol-mediated signaling
Cellular component (GO): peroxisome; cytoplasm; phosphatidylinositol 3-kinase complex, class III, type I
Molecular function (GO): 1-phosphatidylinositol-3-kinase activity
Source: RefSeq, a predicted model, not a curated record